GCGGCACUGAUGUCAGAGUGCCAGUUAGACCGGUCAGUGCCAGUUAGUACCUCAUUGGCAUAUACCAAAAAUAGAAGUUUACGGCCGAACGGCGUGGUGGAUCCGGGCACGGUUAAUGUUUCAGACACCUUGAAAGUAUCUGCAGUCUCCAAAAUGUUGCUUUCUUACUUCAAAGGAUUUGUACUGCUGGGUUUUCUUUGUUUUUGGAUGUCUCCUUCAGAGCAGACAAUAUCAAUAUAUCAGAGUCCAAAUCCGGCUAAAAUCGACCAACCAGUUACAUUACAUGUGAAUGGAGUAGAUCCAAACACCAUUCAAUAUUGUAAUUGGUUUCAAGCACAAGUACCGUAUGCAAAAAAAUUUAUUAUUGGAUAUCUCAGAGGUGGAACUCCAACUCAAACAUUCCUUGGAAACUUUACCAUUAGUGGACUCCAGGCGAGCAACCUACAGCCGAAUUGUUCUUUAACGUUUCAAAAGUUUGUUAGAGCUCAAGUAGCUUAUUAUGCCAUUGAAAUGUUACAUGGGCAAACCUUGGAUGUAGCCAAUACUGUACUGAGAGCCAACAACUCAUGUGUGGCAUCUUUGAGCCUUCUCCUCUUGGCCGCAGCGUUGUUUUCAUCAUUGGGGCUCCUCUGAGAAGCAAGCAUCAGUACGACAGCUAGAGGACACAUCCUUCAGGAUUCAAGGAAACAUAAUGAUUCAUGUGGCCCAAUUCAAUGACAGUAAUUUGUUGUCUUCCCUCUAUAAUUUGCAGGGUGUCGGCGCAGUCCUCACCCGAAUAAAUUAGUCGCUUCUCAGCUUCGGCGGUAAUCCGGUGAAGUGGAAAACAAAACAUUCCCAACACUCUGCUUCAUCUUUACAUCCAUAAACCCUACAACAAAAAAAGUGGUAUUCCCCCCCCCCCGACCAAGCCAAGGAACUUGGUGUAUGUAGACCCUUGAGGAUAGGAUGACAACGCAUGCCCACAGAAAUCUUUAUAGAUUGUGAGCCCCAUUGGUAACGGACAAAUGGGCAACGCCACUCUUUGUAUUAGUACUUUAUAAUACAUGGCAUUCCUUUCUUUCUUUCCCAGCAUACAGGGUUCGAGUCCUGCAGAAACACAUGGGAACCGAGUUCCUGCUUUUUUUCUUUACACGCAGGAACACCAUUCCCAUUAGGAGGAGUCCUGCUAGACAAGCCCUUAAGUGGAAAUUUUGGGUGAGUUCCCACACUUUUUUCCCAGGACUUGACCCCUGCCAGUAUAGAAUGUUGGGAUUCGUACUUUGCCAACAUAUGUACAGCAGAAAAUUCUUAAUCAGGGCUCAAGUCCUGCUGGAACGCGUGGGAACUGACUUCCUGCACUUUUUCCGUAGCAGGAAUACCGUUCGCAUUAGCAGGAGUUGAAAUUAGCCCUUGAGUUGAAAUCUUGGGUGAGUGUCCACACUUUUUUUUUACCCAAGGACUUGAUCCCUGGUCUUAA
This is a messenger RNA of Hyla sarda, 1456 nucleotides long. RefSeq lists its product as uncharacterized. Bases 10 to 633 code for a protein of 207 amino acids. NCBI's taxonomy places the organism in Eukaryota, Metazoa, Chordata, Amphibia, Anura, Hylidae. The transcript is spliced from 5 exons. The record is from RefSeq and is a predicted model, not a curated record.